AUGCCGAUCACGGCGCUUCCCCAAGACACCGCCCGAGCAAUCGGCUCGACCUCGGUCAUCUCAGACCCGUGCUCGGUGGUGAAGGAGUUGCUGGACAACGCGCUAGAUGCCUCGGCGACGUCCGUAUUUAUUGAGAUCUCUCAAAACACCGUGGACGUGAUCCAGGUGAAGGACAAUGGAUGCGGGAUCCCUCCCAGCGACCACGCGCUUGUGUGCAAACGCGCCCACACCAGUAAAAUCGCGACGGUCGAGGAUUUGAAGAAGAUCGGAGGGUCGUCACUUGGGUUUCGUGGUGAAGCUCUUGCCAGUACUGCAGAGGUCUCAGGAGGGGUGACCGUCACCACGAGGGUUGACACCGAGCCGGUUGCUUCUGUGAUCAGAUACGGACGCGAUGGGGGUGUGAUAAGCGUCCAGCGUGCAUCUCAUCCAGUCGGUACUACUGUUCGGGUAACCGAUCUCUUCAAGCACAUUCCCGUCCGGCGGCAGACGACGCUGAAAAACACAACAAAGACCCUCGCACGGGUCAAGCGCCUGAUCCAAGAAUACGCUGCUGCGCAGCCUUCCAAGCGCCUGUCUUUGAAGGUGCUCAAAGCCAAGAACGAGAAUGGCAAUUGGAUGUAUGCGCCCAAGCCGAAUGCAGGCCUCCUCGAUGCUGCAUUGAAGAUCGCCGGUACCGACGUUGCGUCUACAUGUGUCCUCAAGCAUUGGCCAAUUCCAGAGGCUACUUCAGACUUUACAUGCGUUGAAGGUAAUCCAGACUGCCGCAUGACUGCUCUUGUCCUGGACCCCAACGCAGCUUCCAGAGGGAUUGGCAAAAAUAUUGCCAAGAUCUAUAAAUCAUAUGUCCGGUCAGGUAGUGCCGCAAGGGAGUCUACGACAACUGUCACCGACCCAUUCCUCUGCUUGCAUGUGUACUGCAACGAAGCGACGUAUGAUGUCAAUAUAGAACCAGCGAAAGAUGAUGUGCUCUUUGAGAAUACCCCGAGUAUCCUUGAGGCUAUAGAGGAGCUUUGUCGGGAUGUCUACGGCGCCAAGGAGGGAGACUCUGAGAAACGCUCGACUUCUGUCAAAGGAAAAGAACCCGUGAGGCAAAGAGAUGGCUUUGAGUUACUGCUCGCCAGUUCGCAAUCUACUUCUCAAGGCCAGCAGAGAAGUGUCAAUGCUGAUGAAGCAGGUAACAGACAUCCUACUCCUGUUACUCAAACAACCCCUCAACCUUCGAGAGGAAGAGUGCAAGGCCUGUCAGAUGAGCGACGUCGAGACAGUGAUAUUCGCGCCUACUCAGCCAAUAGGGAGUCGUUGAACCCAUGGACUAUAACAAAAAUCAUCACACCUGUCAAUCGACCAGGUCCAGCUUCAACAGAUACAAGUGCUCGACGAUUGUCUGUGGACCGGACUUGGCCUUCGCCUGGUCAACAUCGCAACUCUGAAUCCGCAAGCAGAAGAUCCUCGGUCGCCUCAUGUUUACCCAGUCCGUCGGCUUCCGACUCCAGCCCGACUUCCAAUUCUCCCCCAGGUCUAUCGUCAUCCGGAACACCAUUUCCUAUUUCACAAACCUCUCCGAGUCUUCGAACCAACUACGCAAAACGCGCUGCUAGAGAAAGGGACCGCGAACGAUACGGAAAUGGCUCGCUGGAUACCUGGUUCGGUAAAACAACCCAGGUUGGUCUCUCGCGAAUCGCCGCGGAAGAUCCAUCGAGUCCAGAGGAACAGGAGUCAUUGACCCAAUUGGCGCAGGAACGCUUUGGGUCAGAGACACAGCCUUCUCCUUCUCAAUCGAGGCCCGCUGGCUGCACGAGCUUUCCCAACCGACUGCCACACCCGGCCUGGCAGAAGCUCUUGAUUUUGAGAACCGCAAGCGGGAAGCUAUCCAGGCGCGACGGGAACAAAUUAGGAGACGUCAAGAACAAUCCACCCCUGCUAGUUCUCCUCAUCUUAACCGAUAUCUUGCCGCGCGGGCUGCAUUAUCUGAGGAUCGACCUGAGGGAGGACAAUCAGGAACCGCCAUGA
Aspergillus terreus NIH2624 is the source of this 2010-nucleotide messenger RNA. Its product is annotated as putative DNA mismatch repair protein. Gene Ontology annotation, cellular component: MutLalpha complex. The coding region runs from base 1 to 2010 and encodes 669 amino acids. The record is from RefSeq and is a predicted model, not a curated record. Gene Ontology annotation, biological process: mismatch repair. Gene Ontology annotation, molecular function: mismatched DNA binding; ATP binding; ATP-dependent DNA damage sensor activity. NCBI's taxonomy places the organism in Eukaryota, Fungi, Ascomycota, Eurotiomycetes, Eurotiales, Aspergillaceae. The transcript is spliced from 4 exons.